This is a messenger RNA of Peronospora matthiolae, 516 nucleotides long. The record is from the annotation of a GenBank genome assembly. Lineage: Eukaryota; Oomycota; Peronosporomycetes; Peronosporales; Peronosporaceae.
AUGGUUUCCAAAACCACGCGAGCUGCUACUGCAGCAGCAAGAAGGGCAGCUGCACGCAUGCGUGCAGCCGCGAAUAGUGCCUCUCACGCCCCAGCAGUAGGCGAGUCGUCGCCUGUUGUCGUGAAUCCUCCACGUGGUGAGUCACCACAUGCAACAGGUACAUCCGUUGCGUCUGCAGCGGGUACUGCGAGUCGUAAUCAAGACGAGUCUGAGAUAGAGCUAAUCUAUUCUGGCGAGUCGGAUGAUGAAUCCGACUCGAAGGCGACUCCUCACGCCUCGGGAUCACCCAGGGCGGACACGGCAAGAGCCAGGUUGACUGUAUCUGGUCAACGUGGCGGCAUCAUGCUCGAGAUCUUCGGAUCGAGUGAUUAUUCUGAUGAUUCUCCGCCUCAGCCAAGUACAUCCAACGAUAGGACGCCUGAAGGUGGUGGUGAUUCACAUAUGCAUCACCACGUGCGAAGUAACUCGAGAGAUCGAGCUGCUACUGGUGUCAGUGCUCGUGCUGACACCACUUAA